CAGCAUUGAUGCCAAGCAAAUGUCGGGCGUCAGUGUGGAAUGCUGCGAAGAGGCUUCCCGUGAGACAUUGGCCGCCCUCGGCGGACUCUGAGCGUUAUGAGACAUUUGUCAGAUAAACCGGUGGGUUGGGGUUGUCAGAUUAGUUGUCUUCGUCUUCCACUUCCUCAAGCGUCACCCCAUGAGGAACCUUGCUUGGGGCAGAUUGCUGGGUGUCAGGCGCCCGAAGGUAGCCUUCCCGUUCCAAUUGAUCAGCUUCUUCAGGCUCGAGGAGGCCGCCUUGUCCCUUGCCCUUUUCAAUCUUCAUACGCACAUGUGUGGGAACAAAUGCGCUGACCGCCUCCUUCCGCAAGUCUCUCACCACCGGCUUGGCCUCGUACACUAUCUUGGACUCCACAACUGGUGCUGGCGUGGCAGAAUUUUCUGACUGAGCCCUUUCUGUCACUGGCUCCUGGUUUGCGUUUCUUUUGGCCCGACGCUUGGCGUACCAUUCGUCCAUGAUCUCUUUGGGGAUAGGCGGCGGUGUGUCUCGCGGCAUAGGUAUUCUUCUCACGUCCUCGGGAACAUCACUGUCGUCACUCGACUCGUCCUCGUCUCUUCUCCGCUUCCCAAGUACUCCGUCGUUUCUCUGGCCUGACUUUGACGGACCCCCACGACCAAACUGGGGCGCUCGGUCUCCGAGAGCUUCACGAGCUUUCUUGACUGCCUUCAAGUCCUUCUCCAACGCCUCGAGUGACUGCUCUUCGAGAGCGGUAAGCUUCCCGCCGCCUUCUUUUAUAGCCUUAAGAUCGUUGAUUUGCUGUUCUAUUCUGGCCGGAUUCCUCUGGGCGAGCUUCUCGUUUCUUCUCGCUUGCUGCUCUGCUUUGCCUGUGGACGCGCAGCAUGUUAGUCAUCGGCCUCAGCACAGUCAUUGGGAAGAGAAAACGCACCUUUCUUGACAGCCUUGGCCUUGUCAGCCUUGUGCUGGGCCUGUACUGGGUUGUACUUCUUUUCUUUUGCCAUGCUGCAAGUCCGCUGCUGAACUCAGGGGCCCGCGUGUUCUCGAUAUUGUCCCGGUUGCCCCUUGUGGACGCGCCGAUGUAGUGAUAGCUGAGUUUAUAACCUCGUUCCUUUUCAACAGCUGCUUCGGUGAUCGAUAUGUGAGAUUGCGAAGGGAUGGUGCGCGAGAGUGGCUGGCUGAAGAUUCUCCAAUCCAACUUGCAGUGACGCGACCUAGCAGCUGGACUGAGCAGUGCCAAGACAUGAAAGCACAGACCACACCCCGCCAUCUGGCCGGCCGGUUGGAGCACUCGCAGGAGCCGUUACCCCUCCAACAAGUGUUGACGCAGCCCCUCUGGCGCAAGCUGCCCAAUCAGAGCGGGAGAGAACGAGUUGGGUCGUCAUGAUUUCAGCUUGUCUCCAUCUGCGCGCGACUGCUUGGUCUCCUGCGUGGAGGCACACCAGAGACGCUUGACAUCAUCUUCCGGUCUUCUCCUGAGCUUUGUUUUGUACCGGCAUCCCAUCUCUUAACCCCUACUGCUGGAACAGACAACGGACAGGCCGCAGGGUAGUCGACAGACAUCAGCAUAUCUUACUAUCAGGCUAUUUAUCGACCUGCAGAGACAAGGUCAAGCCAUCACAUCUCCACACAUCGCUUCGGCGCACCCCUGACACGGCCAUGGCGAGCUUCAUGGCCAAUCUAUUCCCCGGUGGGAAACAGGACAAUCGCCCCUCCACACCGAUCAAAACCAACUUCACAACCCCAGUCAGCACUCCACAGGGCAGCCCCAGCAAGCGAACAGUACCUCCCGGCGCCCAUGAUCUUCCUACCGCCGCCUUUGAUGGUCUGAAGCUCGCAGCACCGCCCGGCAUGGGCAUCCUCGACAGUCCCGUCAAGCUGGGUCGCCCACAAAGCGUUGCGGCCCCAUUAUCUCCUGGCAAGAGCAACGUGCAGCAUUUCGAGGAGGGGCCAUCGGCCGUUGAGCAUAGUCUUGUCCACAAGAACGCCACGCAGGGUGGCAGUCCCCUGAGAAGCCACAUGCAAGAAAACACACCACCCGUCUCGUUGCGCGACCCUUUCCAAGAGCCGACAUAUCAGCCAAGUCAUGCCGCCCUCUCUCGUCAAGAGCUCUACCAGCCACGAGAGCGAGAGAGACCGCAAGGGACUGUCAAGAAGUUCAACACGACACGGGGUCUCACCGCCGAGGAGCGAGAGAUCUUGUCAAAGCCAAACGUUAAGCGCUUGGUCAAUGUCACUCAGUUGUACUUCCUCGAUUACUACUUUGAUCUCCUGACCUAUGUCGGUCAAAGACAGAACCGCCUCAAUGCAUUCAAGGCGGAAUAUCCCGAGCCGCCCGAGACCGACCCAGAGACGUACAAGCAAAUGUGGUCAAAGUACGCCGGUCGAGAACGCGCCAAUCUCCGCAAGAGGCGAGUCCGGUUGAGGCAAGGUGAUUUCCAGAUUCUCACCCAAGUUGGCCAGGGCGGUUACGGUCAAGUCUUCCUCGCGCAAAAGAAGGAUACCAAGGAGGUGUGCGCGCUCAAGGUGAUGAGCAAAAAGCUGCUGUUCAAGCUCGACGAGAUUAGACAUGUCUUGACGGAGAGAGACAUUCUGACAACGGCCAAGAGCGAGUGGCUGGUCCGCCUGCUGUACUCGUUCCAGGAUGACAAGAAUAUCUAUCUUGCCAUGGAAUACGUACCAGGCGGUGACUUCCGGACGCUUCUCAACAACACUGGGGUGUUGUCCAACAGGCAUGCACGGUUCUACAUCGCGGAAAUGUUCUGCUCGGUUGAUGCCUUGCACCAGCUGGGCUACAUUCAUCGCGAUCUCAAGCCGGAAAACUUCCUGGUCGACUCCACCGGCCAUGUGAAGCUCACUGAUUUUGGCCUGGCGGCCGGUUUCCUCGCACCCGCUAAGAUCGAGUCGAUGAGGAUCCGGCUGGAGAAGGCGUCCGAGACGUCGGUUCCGUUCGGUAAGCCAAUGGACCAGCGUACGGUGGCAGAGCGUCGGGAGGGAUAUCGGUCCAUGAGGGACAAGGAUGUGAACUACGCCAAGUCGAUUGUCGGCUCGCCCGAUUACAUGGCUCCCGAGGUGCUCAGGGGAGAGGAGUAUGACUUUACGGUUGAUUACUGGAGUUUGGGGUGCAUGUUGUUUGAAGCGUUGACGGGGUUCCCCCCGUUUGCCGGCAGCAACGCGGAUGAGACGUGGAGGAAUCUGAAGCACUGGCGGGAGGUGCUGAAGAGGCCGGUGUGGGAAGAUCCGAGCUACUUUUUGAGCAACCGGACAUGGAACUUUAUCACAACUUGCAUCAACUCCCGAUCCAAGCGCUUCUCCAAUAUCAAGGAUAUCCAGAACCACCCCUACUUUGCCGAAGUGGACUGGGAAAUACUCAGAGAGACCAAGGCGCCGUUCGUCCCCGAGCUCGACUCCGAGACGGACGCCGGCUACUUUGACGACUUUUCCAACGAGGCAGAUAUGGCCAAGUACAAGGAAGUGCACGACAAGCAGCAGGCACUUGAGGGCAUGGCCGACAGGGAUGAUGAGAUGAGCAAGAGCUUGUUUGUCGGGUUUACCUUCCGGCACCGCAAGCCGGCGAAUGAGGAUGGCAGCAGCCCAAGAAAGAAGAUUCCGUUUGAGGAGGACGCGGCCCCUUCUUUUGGCACCAUGCUGUAGGCUCAGCAGAGGAGGUCCAAGGGGGCGCAUUUGCAGUCCUCACCUGGGAAGCCGAGGGACUGGAUGAAGGAGCUGAGGGGGGCACAGGAAGAGGUGGAGAGGAGAAGGAGGGAGUUUAAGUUGAUGUGAAGGAGGGUCUGUUCAAUCAUGUUUGUGCUUGUAUUUGGUUACCUUACUAGCCUUGAGUACUUGGUUUAGUGUUUGCAUUGCUUUGCGAGAGCCGCGGCGUCGUUGAUGCGUUUUCACAGGGAAGGGGAUAGAUGGCGGGAAGGCAAGGCAAGAAAGGCAAGCAGGAUAAUUGUGUUAGUUUACCGUAGUAUGAACUUGUGCUUUUGUAGAACAACAGGCUGUGGGUAUGUCAGCAA
Podospora bellae-mahoneyi is the source of this 4014-nucleotide messenger RNA. RefSeq names its product serine/threonine-protein kinase dbf2 (gene DBF2). Gene Ontology annotation, biological process: peptidyl-serine phosphorylation; intracellular signal transduction. Gene Ontology annotation, molecular function: protein serine/threonine kinase activity; ATP binding. The record is from RefSeq and is a predicted model, not a curated record. Lineage: Eukaryota; Fungi; Ascomycota; Sordariomycetes; Sordariales; Podosporaceae. The transcript has 3 exons. Gene Ontology annotation, cellular component: spindle pole body. The coding region runs from base 1655 to 3649 and encodes 664 amino acids.